AUGGCUGACGUACAAUUAGCACCGCUCCGAACUUUAAAUGACUUUAUGAUGGAGUCGGCUCGAUUCCAGACUCCGAAUAUUAAAGACCCAGAAAAAUGGGCAAACAGGGUAUUGAAUAAUUUGCUUUACUACCAGACAAAUUAUUUCUUGACAGCGAUGAUUGUCUUUUUAUUGAUCGGGAUCAUUCACCCAGUGAAAAUGGCCUGUGGAUUUGUUGCGAUAGCCGUUGCUUUUGGAGCAUUUGUUUACUGUACCAAUAGCCAGUUCACAGCCCGCCGUUUUAAGCGGGAUCACCCACUCAUCAGCAUCCUCAUUGUCCUGGCGACAGGAUAUGUACUUGUGUACUUGAUUGGAGCUGUCAUUGUAUUCAUGUUCGGCAUAGCAUUCCCUUUGCUUUUAAUUCUGCUACAUGCAUCGCUACGUAUGAGGAAUGUCAAGAACAAGAUAACAAAUAAAAUGGAGUACAUAGGCCUAAAAAGGACACCAAUGGGGAUCAUUUUGGAAGGAUUAGGACAGGAACAGGAGGCAGGGUCCUAAACAGGAAGAAGUGUCCAGUAAGGAAGCAAGGUCCUCCCAAGGAAUUAGGUCCUUGACAGAACACCAACUGCUAUAUAGGAAGCUGAGUCCUUAAAAGGAAACUAGGUCCUACACAAGAAGUUAUGACCAUUCAAUAUGGCCACUUAAUAUUUUUCCUCGAAGUUUAUUUAACAUGUAAACUGUUUUGAUUAACAAAGUAAUAUUUGUAUGUAUAGAUAGAUACCCUGCCAUUCAAGGACAUGUUGUUUUAUCACUUCAUGUAAAGUAGCUAUAAAUUAGUAUUACAUUUACAUUUUACUGUUACUCUUCCUCUGAAUUGUUGAAUUAUUUUUUAUCUUUGUUGGUGAGGUGGUCAGGUUUAAGACAGAAAUAAUCAUAGGGUACCAGUUUGGAAUUUUUUGCACCAAAAAGUGAAUUGGUUUAUGCCUUCUUUCAGUUCCUUAUGUUCUCCAUGGCCUUAUAUGGUAAGCAUUCAUAUUGUUAUUUUUCAUUGUGUUUUUUGACGUGUUGGAAGGAUAAUAUUCUGUAUUCAAAAAGUUGGAAGUUAAGAAGUGAAUUUGUUUAUUACUAUGUAAUGUCUGAUCCUGAUUGGUGUGAGAGAUAUUGUCUUUCUUUCCAUUGGUAGACAAUUUAGAUAAAUCAAUUCAAAUUUACUGAAGAACAACAGUCCAGAGAAAUUUUUAUGUAAAUUGUUUUUUUCUCUUAGCUUGUGUAAACUUCUGCAAUUUAUGUCCCACAAGAAACAUAAAUAUAUUUUUUCUAGUAGUAUGGAGAGAUUCUUUAAUAUGUGGCUCUGUAUUUCCCUGUAUUAAGUGUUGUAACCCAAACCACUCCCACAUUGAUAUGAUUUUACAAGGUGAUAGAAGGUGGAAGGUGAUUUUGUAGACAUUUUAACAUUAGUUGAAAUAAAGAUAUUAUUGCUUAGUAUACAAACUCACAAUUUUUCAUACACAUUGCUAUGUUUGCUUUGAGCAUUGGUAUUAAGGUUCUAGUUUGGCAGGUUAAGCAGUAACUAGAUUCUUGUGACUUUGAGCAUAUGAUGCUAUUUAAUACAUUUAAUUUAUUUGUGAGGAAAAAUACUAUUAUAUUACAUGAACAUGCUUUGCAAAUUUUGUUCACAAUGCAUCGAAGGAGUGACUUAUUUGUAUAAUCAAACAAAUUACUUAAUUUGCAUGAUUUAUCAUGAAAGUUAUGACUUAAUUUGCAUAAUUUGAUUAUAAAUGGAGGGUAUACUAUUGAAUUAUACCUAUUUUUAGUAUAAACUGUGACAGUUGUAACAUAAAAUAGAUGUGUCAGAGUUGUCAAGAGUAUGAAAGUUAAAAAUGUCAUUUCUGAAGGAAGAUUUCUGGCUUAUAACAAAGUGAAGGUUUUCAGUGCUAGCAAAGUGAUGAUCAGGUUUUCAUAAUGAUAAUUUUAGCUAGAAUAUUGGUAUUCUCUUAGGAUAUGUAUUUAUGGAAAGAUUAUUAUAAAGGUUUGGAGUUUGGUGACUGUUAUCGUAUUUAAACUUUUGCUGGGGAUCAAACUUAAAGUCUCCAUCUUACUAGACUAACCUUUUGCCUAUUAAUCUAAAGAGAAAUUCUCAGAAGUAGGUAAAUGCCAGUAGAUGGAAGGAUUACAGUAUCAACAAUUCAUGAUUGUUAAUGAAUAAUAAAGUACAUUUUUACAUUUCUUCUGUAUGGACAAUGAUUUUAGGUCUGUAUCCAUCCAGGUUUCAUUCUGCUAGUAUUUUAGAUAAGAAUAAAGUUUAGCGUUAUCUUGGCUAUACGCUGAUUGCCAUAUGGCCAGCAACUGAUAAAAGUUGUCUUAACCAAAUGAAUUUUCAUUAAAAUUUCAAAGUAUGAUUUUUUCAAAAGUACACCAGACUGUCUUGAUUGAAUUUCAUAGGAGUUACAUACUAUUGUGUGAUUAAUUUUUAUAAAUGUAUAAAACCUAUCCAGAGUUUAAAUAUGUUCUUCUUUGGAUCAGUAUUGGAAUGUUGGUAGAGAACAAUUUUGUUUUAUAUCUGUAUAUGGCAGUUUUGUCUGGUGAUUUCCUAUAUGUUAUCAUAAUAAGAUGCAGAUGUUUUAUUGUCUAGUCAGCAUAUCAACAUGUCUUUUGUGGUAAUUAUUAUCGAGAUGGUCAAUAUAAUGAAAUGUACUUACAUUUGAAUAAUAGAUAUUCAAUUGAAAUUUAAUUGUCAUUUUGACACUGUUUCUUGAAAAUGAAAUAUUCAAAUUUUUUUCAAAUUUUAGGCUAAAGUUGCAAUGCACUCUUUCUCUUCACAUUAUCUGUUUUUUUCCUUACUAGUCUUUCCUCCACCCAUGCAAAAUGUUUUAUGAUUUCAAAACAAUGUCUCUUUUUUGCUCUGGAAUGAUAAUUUUAGGAAAAAAGAUAUCAAACAAAGCAAUAAGAGGUGAUUGUGUACUGAAAAUUAACAUUUUGAAUCAACAUUAGAUAAAUGUUUUAGAAACAUUGUAUUUAUAGUGGUAUUGUAUUCGCUUAGUUCUGCAAUAGAAACAUAUGGUGCUGGAAGAUACUCCUUACAUUUUGAUAGUUUUAGUUUAUCAUCAUAUACAUGUGUACUAUUACUUACAAAUGUAUAUUAAAACCUUAGUGAUGUUUUCUUUACAAAACAAGUUAUUUUCUUAUGUUGUGCAAUAUUCACAAAUUAGGCCGUUAUGUGUUAUGUUAUAUAGGUUACUUGAAGAAUGACAUUUUGGUUAUUAAUCCUGCUGGACUUUUACUUACAGACAUGGUUAUGGAAACUCGUCAAAAAGUGACACUUACUUACAUACAUAGUUAUCGAAACUUGUCAGAAAGCAAAAUGAGAUCAGGAAGUGCGGCCUUUUUUCAUAAGUGAUUGAUACUGUUUUUUACUCCUUACACAAAAAGCAGUGAAUAUAUGUCUCCUGGUAAUAAGGAGAAGCUCAGGCCCUGUAAUGGUGUCACAGUUUUCGUUUUGUAUAUUAUACAUGGUUUUGUAUAAAAUGUUUGUGAGACAGGAAGUGUCAAGAGAUCAGGAAUAUAGAAAUGAUUGGUGAUAUUGAUCAAUGAAGUUGGGGAUUGUUUAAUGUUUGCUUGUUUUGGCUUCAGCUUUGAUGAUGUCUGCCAGUUGUUUUCAAUAUUAUCAUUUGAUUUUCAUACACUGGACUUAUCACAGUUGAACAUGUGCUUUUGUGUAUGAUAUAAAUCAUUGUAGUUUUUUGGUUCGAAAAUUUGUGUUGUGAUAUACAAUGUAUGUAUUACAAGCUGAUGUUUGUUGAAAUUGCAGUGAAUCUCAGUUAAUAUGUCAUUCAAUGGCUUUAUUUAACAUACUAUACGUAGGGAGAUUUUCAAGCUCCUUACCAUUACAAAAUUAAAAAAGCAACAACAAAGUUUGAGACAAGUUUCAUAAAAUUUCAUAUCAAAUGGAAAGCAAUUGAAAAUGCUUUUUAUCAGAUACUUCAGAAAAUCACAGGAAUUUGGUUUUAAAGGAAAAGUGAGGACAUAAAAUAGAGGCAACCAUUUUGUUGCAACAUUUGUCAAUUCAUGAUGCAAUGUCAUCUUUCCAUAUUAUGACAUUACAAUUGAUUUCAAACUGUUGCAGCCAAUGAAAAUUGUUUAGGUGAAAUAAUUUGAUAACAGGGAGAUAAUUUGAUAAAAAAAAAUGUACAGAUUUUUAAGUAAAUAAAGAGCAAUGCAGUCUGUCAAUAUACUUCAGUAACUGUUUUUUAAAAUUUUACGUACAAAUUUCCAGCACCAGAGACAAAAUUUCACCUGAUAAAUCCCAUUCAUUAUAAGGACAAUUCCAGUAAAAUAUCUAUUUUACCUCAGGACUCCAAAAUUUAUACUUCUCUCUGUGGUCCAGUUUUCAGUCUAUUACUUUGAAGCAAAUUCUAUGGGUGUUACUCAUAAACAAACUCUGGACUCCUGAGGUAGGAUAGAUAGAAUAGCCCAUGAUGUUUUCCAGGGGUGCAGAGAGCAAAAAGUGAUCACAAUCCCUGGAGUAUUGAAGAUGGCCUUUGGCACUCACUGUCCAUUUUGGGUCUACAUCUCCCAUCCCCUAUAAGGACAUGCUAUCCUUUUUGUAAUAAAGAUUACUAAGUAAAUCUAGCCGUGCAGGGAUUUUGAAUGAGGUUUGGUUUUAUAAUCUACGCAGUAUUUGUGUCUGUAUUGUUAUUUACAUUAAGAAAUCCUUAGUUCGCAUGUGUAUUUUUUUUUUCAUUUAAUGAAUUAUUGUUUUGACUUAUUUGCUAUGGGACCCAGUAUUGUUGUAAUUCAUUACAUCCUUUGUGAAGGGAGGUAACCAAAUGCCCUUCUUUGGAUAUUUGCAACUUGCAACUAAUGAUUGAGAUCUGACCAGUGUUGUAGUGAUGUUGAGCUGUGAACAAUUAGAGGUGAUGGGAUUUAAAUGUAUCAUAUUUAAGUAUAUACCAGGUACAUUGGUUCUCUUCUGAACCCAUUUUUCUUGCCAAAGAUGUAAUUUGUCUGGUUGAUGUUUCAUUUUUGAUCGAUCUUGUUAAAUGUCCCUCAGAGUAUCUUGUGAUACCGUUCCAUUAAACCAUAUUAGUUGUGAAGCUGCUCAUUAGAGUUCAUACUCAUUAAAAGUUCCCAAACUGAAACUCCAGUCUCCUGUGUAAAUACAGCCUAAAAAGUUUUUUAAUUGUCCUAAAGUUUAGCAAAACUUAAAAAGCCAGUUUUCAAAGGUCUUAUGACACAUUGUACUCAUCGUCUAACAAAACUUGACAUGAAUGUGUCAUAUGUGGAUGAAUAAUGUAAAAAGUAUGUAAUCGCUAAUAAAUUAUACAAUACCAG
Messenger RNA from Ylistrum balloti, 5310 nucleotides. Its product is annotated as PRA1 family protein 2-like. The coding region runs from base 1 to 537 and encodes 178 amino acids. The record is from RefSeq and is a predicted model, not a curated record. The transcript is spliced from 3 exons. Gene Ontology annotation, cellular component: membrane. Lineage: Eukaryota; Metazoa; Mollusca; Bivalvia; Pectinida; Pectinidae.